This is a messenger RNA of Arabidopsis lyrata subsp. lyrata, 11677 nucleotides long. Its product is annotated as E3 ubiquitin-protein ligase UPL1. Gene Ontology annotation, molecular function: protein binding; ubiquitin-protein transferase activity. Bases 353 to 11392 code for a protein of 3679 amino acids. Gene Ontology annotation, biological process: positive regulation of protein catabolic process; protein polyubiquitination; proteasome-mediated ubiquitin-dependent protein catabolic process. The transcript is spliced from 16 exons. Lineage: Eukaryota; Viridiplantae; Streptophyta; Magnoliopsida; Brassicales; Brassicaceae. The record is from RefSeq and is a predicted model, not a curated record.
AAAUCUUCUCCACUUCUCUCUCUCUCUCACACACACCGUCUUUCUCUCUCCCUAUCAAAUCCCUUCUCUUCUUAAUACGCGAUCCUCUUCAAAACCCUAGUUUCGGAUCGCUCCCACACUUUGCGAUUAUCUCCAGGAUCGUCAAUUCUUCUCUCUUUCUCUCUUUUCUUCUUCUUCUUCUACUUCUUCUUCUCGUUCGUCUGCCUCACCGAUCGCCAUCAAUCCAUAGUAUUGGACCAGAUCACCCCUCGUUGAUAGAUUUUACAAGUGAUUACUAGUUCUCUCAAUCGGUGUGUAUUGAUCAAUCCUCUAUCGCGAUCAGUGCUUUAGGAUAUGCCCUGUCUCUAAAAUCAUGAAGCUUCGUAGGAGAAGGGCUUCGGAAGUGCCUUCCAAAAUUAAAUCGUUCAUCAAUAGUGUUACUUCGGUUCCACUCGAGCUAAUACAAGAGCCCCUUGCAUGUUUUCGCUGGGAAUUUGACAAGGGUGACUUCCAUCAUUGGGUGGACCUCUUCAAUCAUUUUGACACAUUUUUUGAGAAGCACGUCAAAGUAAGGAAGGAUCUGCAUAUUGAGGAAAACUUUGAGGAGUCUGAUCCACCUUUCCCAAAGGAUGCUGUUCUGCAAGUUCUCCGAGUUAUCAGACUUGUUUUAGAGAAUUGCACUAACAAACAUUUUUACAGUUCUUAUGAGCAGCAUCUUUCUCUCCUACUUGCAUCUACUGAUGCAGAUGUUGUUGAAGCCUGUCUGCAGACGUUGGCUGCCUUUUUGAAAAGGCAAAUUGGGAAAUACUCCAUAAGAGAUGCUUCCCUGAAUUCAAAACUAUUUUCCCUUGCACAAGGCUGGGGGGGGAAAGAGGAAGGCCUUGGCUUGACGUCAUGUGCCACAGAAAACAGUUGUGACCAGGUUUCUCUCCAGCUAGGUUGUACUCUUCAUUUUGAGUUUUAUGCUUCUGAUGAAUCACCAAGUGAGCUUCCUGGUGGUUUACAAGUUAUCCAUGUACCUGAUGUCAGCAUGCGCGCAGAGUCUGACCUGGAACUUCUGAACAAAUUAGUCAUUGAUCACAAUGUUCCUCCCAGUUUAAGAUUUGCGUUGCUGACCAGAUUGAGAUUUGCAAGGGCGUUCUCCUCUUUGGCAACCCGGCAGCAGUUUACAUGCAUUCGCUUAUAUGCUUUCAUUGUUUUGGUUCAAGCAAGUGGUGACACUGAGAAUGUUGUUUCUUUCUUUACUGGCGAACCGGAAUUUGUAAAUGAGUUAGUUACGCUGGUAAGCUAUGAGGAUUCUGUUCCAGAGAAAAUAAGGAUACUAUGCUUGCUAUCCUUGGUUGCACUAUCGCAGGAUCGAACUCGGCAGCCGACUGUUUUAACUACAGUCACCUCUGGCGGGCAUCGUGGUUUGCUAUCUAGCUUAAUGCAGAAAGCGAUUGAUUCUGUUAUUUGUAAUUCUUCCAAGUGGUCUCUUGCUUUUGCGGAAGCCUUGUUAUCCCUUGUUACAGUCCUGGUUUCAUCAUCGUCUGGAUGUUCAGCCAUGCGAGAAGCUGGUCUUAUUCCGACCCUAGUGCCUCUCAUCAAAGAUACAGAUCCCCAGCACUUGCAUUUGGUCAGUACCGCUGUGCAUGUAUUAGAAGCCUUCAUGGAUUACAGCAAUCCAGCUGCUGCUUUGUUCAGAGAUUUGGGUGGCUUAGAUGAUACUAUCUUUCGGUUGAAACUGGAAGUCUCUCGUACUGAAGACGAUGUGAAAGAAAAAAUUUGCAGUUCUGAUAGUAGUGGGCCUGAUACUGAACAACUUCCCUAUUCUGAAGCAUUAAUUUCGUAUCACAGGAGAUUGUUGAUAAAAGCGUUGUUACGUGCAAUAUCCCUUGGAACUUAUGCUCCUGGUAACACUAACCUCUAUGGUUCCGAGGAGAGCUUGUUGCCUGAAUGCUUAUGCAUUAUCUUCCGGAGAGCAAAAGAUUUCGGGGGUGGAGUAUUCUCACUUGCUGCCACUGUCAUGAGUGAUCUCAUUCAUAAAGAUCCCACUUGUUUCAAUGCUUUAGAUUCAGCUGGUUUAACUUCUGCCUUUCUUGAUGCUAUAUCUGAUGAGGUAAUCUGCUCUGCAGAAGCCAUAACAUGCAUUCCACAGUGUCUGGAUGCUCUGUGUCUCAACAAUAGCGGUCUUCAAGCUGUGAAGGACCGAAAUGCCUUGAGAUGUUUUGUGAAAAUAUUUACUUCUCCCUCUUAUCUGAGGGCUCUUACUGGUGAUACACCUGGUUCUUUGUCAAGUGGGCUUGAUGAACUCUUGAGACAUCAAUCUUCGUUGCGCACUUAUGGAGUUGAUAUGUUCAUUGAAAUCCUCAAUUCCAUGUUGAUUAUUGGAUCUGGGAUGGAGGCCACCACCUCUAAGUCAGUGGAUGUGCCUAGUGGUGCUGCUCCUGUUCCUAUGGAAAUUGACGUUGAUGAGAAGAGCUUGGCAGUUUCGGAUGAGGCGGAACCAUCUUCUGACACUUCUCCAGCAAACAUUGAGCUGUUUCUUCCAGAUUGUGUGUGUAAUGUUGCUCGUCUCUUUGAAACAGUUCUUCAGAAUGCGGAAGUAUGUUCCCUGUUUGUUGAGAAGAAAGGAAUUGAUGCUGUUUUGCAGCUAUUCUCUUUACCUCUUAUGCCUCUAUCAACCUCUCUUGGUCAAAGUUUUUCUGUCGCUUUUAAGAACUUCUCCCCUCAGCAUUCAGCUGGCCUAGCAAGGAUAGUGUGCUCCUACUUAAGAGAACAUCUGAAGAAGACAAAUAGCCUUUUGGUUUCCAUUGAAGGUACUCAGCUUCUUAAAUUAGAGUCUGCGGUCCAGACGAAGAUUUUGAGAUCUCUUUCCUGCCUAGAAGGCAUGUUGUCCCUCUCCAACUUUUUGUUGAAAGCAUCCGCUUCAGUUAUCUCAGAAUUGAGUGCUGCUGAUGCUGAUGUACUGAAAGAACUUGGUAUAACAUACAAGCAAACGAUUUGGCAGAUGGCCUUGUGUAAUGAUACUAAGGAAGAUGAAAAAAAGAGUGUUGAUCGAGGAUCUGAUAAUUCAGUUUUAGCAUCAUCCAGUACUGCUGAAAGAGAGAGUGAUGAGGAUUCAAGCAAUGCUUCAGCAGUUAGAUACACAAACCCUGUCUCCAUUAGAAGUAGUAGCUCUCAGUCUAUUUGGGGUGGGGAUCGCGAAUUUCUGUCUGUUGUGCGUUCUGGCGAAGGUAUUCAUGGUCGUACACGCCAUGCAAUAGCCCGAAUGAGGGGUGGGAGAACUCGUCGGCACCUGGAGUCUUUUAAUUUUGAUUCUGAAAUCCCAGCUGAUCUACCAGUAACGUCAUCUUCCCAUGAGCUAAAAAAGAAAAGCACUGAAGUUCUCAUUGUUGAAAUUUUAAACAAGCUGAAUAGUACAGUAAGGUUUUUUUUCACAGCCCUUGUGAAAGGAUUUACCUCUGCUAAUCGUCGCAGGAUUGAUGGAGCAUCAUUGAGUUCAGCAUCUAAGACUCUUGGUACUGCCUUGGCUAAAGUAUUUCUUGAAGCUCUUAAUUUCGAGGGGUAUGGUGCUGCUGCUGGGCAUGAUAUAUCUCUGUCAGUGAAAUGCCGGUACCUUGGAAAAGUGGUAGAUGACAUCACUUUCCUGACAUUUGAUACUCGAAGGAGGGUCUGUUUUACAGCUAUGGUGAAUAGUUUUUAUGUCCAUGGAACAUUUAAGGAACUUCUCACCACAUUUGAAGCUACAAGCCAGUUGCUUUGGACAGUGCCGUUUUCUAUUCCUGCAUCCAGUACUGAGAAUGAGAAGCCAGGUGAAAGAAAUAUAUGGUCUCACAGUAAGUGGCUGGUAGAUACUCUACAAAACUAUUGCCGAGCACUGGACUAUUUUGUUAACUCUACAUAUCUUUUAUCUCCAACCUCGCAAACGCAGCUUCUUGUGCAGCCAGCUUCUGUUGGUUUGUCGAUUGGACUUUUUCCUGUACCAAGGGAACCUGAGACUUUUGUGCGAAAUCUGCAGUCUCAGGUUCUGGAUGUCUUACUACCUAUAUGGAACCACCCUAUGUUUCCAGAUUGCAAUCCUAAUUUUGUUGCUUCAGUUACCUCCCUUGUUACCCAGAUAUACUCUGGUGUUGUGGUUGCUAGGCAAAAUCAAACCGGUGUUACCCGGGGAGCAAACCAAAGAGCCUUGCCUCUACAGCCUGACGAAACCAUUGUUGGUAUGAUUGUUGAAAUGGGAUUUUCAAGGUCAAGGGCUGAAGACGCGUUGCGAAGAGUUGGAGCAAACAGUGUUGAAAUGGCUAUGGAUUGGUUGUUUACCAAUCCUGAGGAUCCUGUACAGGAAGAUGACGAAUUGGCUCAAGCACUUGCACUAUCUCUUGGAAAUUCAUCUGAAACUCCAAAACUUGAGGAUACAGAAAAGCCUGUAGAUGUUCCGCAGGAAGAAGCAGAGCCAAAAGAACCACCUGUUGAUGAAGUUAUUGCUGCAUCAGUGAAAUUAUUUCAGAGUGAUGAUUCUAUGGCUUUCCCGUUAGUGGAUUUGUUUGUGACACUAUGUAACCGAAACAAAGGGGAAGAUCGGUCAAAAAUCGUGUCGUAUCUUAUUCAGCAACUGAAGCUUGUACAACUUGAUUUCUCCAAGGAUACUGGUGCUUUGACUAUGAUACCACACAUUUUAGCAUUAGUACUCUCAGAAGAUGAUAACACACGAGAAAUUGCUGCACAGGAUGGUAUCGUGACCGUAGCAAUUGGUAUCUUGACUGAUUUCAACCUUAAGAGUGAAUCUGAAACUGAGAUUCUGGCUCCAAAAUGCAUUAGUGCUUUGCUUCUUGUCUUGAGCAUGAUGCUGCAGGCACAGACAAGACAGUCGUCUGAAUAUGUGGAAGGAAAUCAUGGUGGAUCUUUAGAGCCGAGCGAUUCUCCACAAGACUCAACAGCAGUUUUAAAGGACGCUUUAUCUUCAGAUGUUGCUAAAGGGGAGUCAAACCAGGCUUUGGAAUCGAUUUUUGGAAAAUCUACAGGCUAUCUGACCAUGGAAGAGGGUCAUAAAGCUUUACUAAUCGCCUGUGGCCUCAUAAAGCAGCGGGUUCCAUCUAUGAUCAUGCAGGCUGUGCUUCAGUUAUGUGCCCGUCUAACGAAAUCACAUGAUUUAGCUCUCCAGUUUCUGGAAAAUGGAGGCUUAUCUUCACUUUUUAAUCUUCCGAAAAAAUGUUUUUUCCCUGGGUAUGAUACUGUUGCAUCUGUUAUUGUACGACAUCUUGUUGAAGAUCCUCAAACUCUCCAAAUUGCUAUGGAAACAGAAAUACGACAGACCUUGAGUGGGAAGAGACAUAUAGGUAAGGUAUUACCUCGGACAUUCCUGACAACAAUGGCACCUGUAAUUUCAAGAGAUCCAGUGGUUUUUAUGAAAGCUGUGGCUUCAACUUGUCAGUUAGAGUCAUCAGGAGGGAGGGACUUUGUGAUAUUGUCAAAGGAAAAGGAAAAGCCAAAAGUUUCUAGCAGUGAACACGGAUUCUCUAUUAAUGAACCCCUUGGAAUAUCUGAAAAUAAGCUUCAUGAUGGGUCAGGAAAAUGUUCAAAAAGCCACAGAAGAGUCCCUGCUAACUUCAUCCAAGUUAUUGAUCAGCUUAUUGACAUUGUCUUGAGUUUUCCUAGGGUGAAGAGGCCGGAAGAUGAUGAAACCAAUUUGAUUUCGAUGGAGGUUGAUGAGCCGACUACUAAAGUGAAGGGUAAAUCAAAAGUUGGUGAGCCGGAGAAAGCAGAACUUGGGUCUGAAAAAUCUGAAGAAUUGGCCAGGGUAACAUUUAUUUUGAAGUUGCUAAGUGAUAUUGUUCUCAUGUACUUGCAUGGUACCAGUGUUAUACUGAGACGGGAUACAGAAAUAUCUCAACUUCGAGGAUCCAAUCUACCUGAUGAUUCACCUGAAAAUGGAGGGUUAAUUUACCAUGUCAUUCAUCGAUUGCUUCCUAUAUCUCUCGAAAAGUUUGUUGGACCUGAAGAAUGGAAGGAGAAACUGUCUGAAAAGGCUUCCUGGUUUCUGGUUGUUUUGUGCAGUCGUUCUAGUGAAGGGCGUAAAAGAAUAAUCAAUGAGCUUUCGAGGGUAUUAUCCGUAUUUGCUUCCUUGGGAAGGAGUUCUAGUAAAAGUGUUCUAUUACCUGACAAAAGAGUUCUUGCUUUUGCUAAUCUGGUUUAUUCGAUCUUGACAAAGAAUUCAUCUUCAAGCAAUUUCCCUGGUUGUGGCUGUUCACCUGACGUUGCGAAGAGCAUGAUAGACGGGGGAACUAUCCAGUGUCUGACCAGCAUCCUUCACGUGAUUGAUCUUGACCACCCUGAUGCUCCAAAGCUUGUCACUCUUAUUCUUAAGUCUCUUGAGACACUGACGAGAGCUGCCAAUGCUGCCGAGCAGCUAAAAUCAGAAGUACCAAACGAGAAAAAAAACACAGAUUCUGAUGAGAGACAUGAUAGUCAUGGAACUUCAAUUGAGACUGAAGUUGAUGAGCGGAAUCAAAAUAAUAGCAGUCUACAGCAAGUAACAGAUGCAGCAGAUAAUGGACAGGAGCAGCCUCUAGUUCCCUCUCAAAGCGAAGGUGAAAGGGGUUCGAGUCAAACCCAAGCUAUGCCUCAGGAGAUGAGGAUAGAAGGCGAUGAGACAAUACUGCCUGAACCUAUUCAGAUGGAUUUCAUGCGAGAAGAGAUUGAAGGUCAUCAAAUCGAAAUGAGCUUUCAUGUUGAAAAUAGGGCUGACGAUGAUGUAGAUGAUGACAUGGGCGAUGAAGUGGAGGAUGAUGAAGGAGAUGAUGAAGAUGCAGAUUUAGUGGAAGAUGGAGCUGGUGUUAUGUCUCUUGGUGAAACUGAUGUGGAAGACCCUGAAGAUACUGGCCUUGGAGAUGAAUAUAAUGAUGACAUGAUUGAUGAAGAUGAGGAUGAUUUCCACGAGAAUCGUGUAAUAGAGGUGCGGUGGAGGGAAGCUCUUGAUGGGCUGGAUCACUUCCAGAUUCUUGGGCGAUCUGGUGGUGGAAAUGGUUUUAUUGAUGAUAUUACAGCUGAGCCGUUUGAAGGUGUGAAUGUGGACGAUCUGUUUGCUCUGCGGAGACCCUUGGGCUUCGAGCGUAGACGUCAAACAGGCAGAUCUUCUUUUGAUCGAUCUGGCUCAGAAGUACAUGGUUUUCAGCACCCACUCUUCUCCAGACCUUCACAAACUGGCAAUACAGCAUCAGUUUCAGCAAGUGCUGGUAGUAUAUCCAGGCAUUCAGAAGCUGGCAGCUAUGAUGUAGCACAGUUUUACAUGUUUGAUACACCGGUUCUACCAUUUGAUCAAGUACCAGUUGAUCCUUUCAGUGAUCGUUUAGGAGGUGGUGGGGCACCUCCUCCUUUGACUGAUUAUUCUGUUGUGGGUAUGGAUUCAUCAAGAAGAGGGGUUGGUGAUAGUCGGUGGACUGAUAUAGGUCAUCCUCAGCCAAGUAGCCAAUCUGCUUCAAUUGCCCAGUUGAUAGAAGAACAUUUUAUUUCCUUUAUUUCCAACUUGCGUGCUUCUGCUCCAGCAGAUACUGUUGUUGAAAGGGAAACUAAUACCACAGAAGUCCAAGAGCAGCAGCAGCCGGAUGUUCCUCCAACUGUUGGAAGCGAAACCGUUUUGGGUGAAGGUAACGAAGGUGGUCAACAAAGUGAAGAACGUGCACUGUUAAAUAACAAUGAAAAUGUUAAUAACCCACCUGAUGCAACGGCUGGAAGUUUCUCUCAAGGUCAAGCUAAUCUAGCUUCUCCUGUCGUCCGAGAUGCAGGUGAAAGUCUGCAGCAGCAUGAAGUUAUGCAGCCUCUUCCUUUGAACUGUACACCGAAUGAGAUUGAUAGAAUGGAAGUUGGGGAAGGUGGUGGAGCACCUAUUGAGCAAGCAGACCGUGAAGCAGUGCAUCUUAUCUCCACUGCUCAGGGUCAACCUGAUAUUUCCAGUAUCCAAAAUGUGUCUGUUACCGUGACCCAUCCUCCAGUAGAUGAUCCAAAUUCUAAUUUUCAACCAAGUGUUGAUGUAGAUAUGAGUAGUGAUGCUGCAGAGGGAAAUCAAAGUGUGCAACCUUCACCUUUGGACGGUGACAACAAUGAGCUCUCAUCCAUGGAAGCUACACAAGAUGUGAGGAAUGAUGAACAAGUUGAUGAAGGUAGCUUGGAUGGUAGGGCACCUGAAGUGAAUGCCAUCGAUCCUACAUUUCUGGAAGCGCUCCCUGAAGAUUUGCGGGCAGAAGUUCUUGCUUCUCAGCAAGCUCAAUCCGUCCAGCCUCCAACUUAUGAACCACCUCCAGUAGACGACAUAGAUCCUGAAUUUUUAGCUGCGCUUCCCCCAGAUAUCCAAACAGAAGUUCUUGCUCAACAAAGGGCACAAAGGAUGGUACAACAGUCACAAGGACAGCCAGUUGACAUGGAUAAUGCUUCAAUUAUUGCUACUCUACCUGCUGAUUUACGAGAAGAGGUUCUCUUGACUUCUUCAGAAGCAGUUUUGGCAGCUUUGCCUUCACCAUUACUUGCAGAAGCGCAGAUGCUCAGAGACCGAGCAAUGAGUCACUAUCAAGCUCGUAGUAGUGUUUUUGGAAGUAGCCACAGGCUGAAUAAUCGGAGGAAUGGUUUGGGUUACAAUAGACUGACAGGGAUGGACAGGGGUGUUGGAGUUACUAUUGGUCAGAGAGCUGUUUCAGCUUCUGCAGAUGGCUUGAAAGUAAAAGAGAUUGAAGGAGACCCUCUUGUGAAUGCUGAUGCCUUGAAAUCACUAAUCAGGCUAUUACGACUAGCACAGCCCUUGGGAAAAGGCCUUCUGCAGAGGCUUCUUUUAAAUCUAUGUGCUCACAGCAUUACAAGGGCAAACCUGGUUCAACUUUUACUGGAUAUGAUUAGGCCAGAGAUGGAAACAUCACCAAGCGAGUUGGCGAUAACUAAUCCGCAAAGGCUCUAUGGCUGUCAAUCAAAUGUUGUUUAUGGUCGAUCGCAGCUGUUGAAUGGUCUUCCUCCUUUAGUGUUCCGUCGGGUGCUUGAGGUUUUGACGUACUUGGCUACGAAUCAUUCGGCUGUUGCUGACUUGUUGUUUUACUUUGAUUCGUCACUUCUAUCCCAGUUGUCAAGCCGAAAACCCUCUGUAUGUGAAGGCAAGGGUAAAGAGAAAGUUACUCAUGUGACAGAUUCCCGGGAUCUGGAGAUACCUCUGGUUGUCUUCCUAAAACUGCUUAGUCGGCCUCAGCUUCUGCAGAGUACAUCUCAUCUUGCGCUGGUCAUGGGCUUGCUGCAAGUAGUUGUCUACACAGCAGCGUCCCGAAUUGAGGGUUGGUCUCCGUCAUCGGGAGUACCUGAGAAAUUAGAAAACAAACCUGUCGGUGAAGAAGCUUCAAGUGAAACACGAAAAGAUGGUGAAUCUGAGCUAGUGGGUGAAGCUGAGCUAUCUGUUGCAAGAAGGAAGAACUGUGCUGAAAUUUAUAACAUAUUCUUGAAGUUGCCACAGUCUGACCUCUGCAAUCUUUGCAUUCUUCUUGGAUAUGAAGGGUUAUCGGAUAAAAUUUACUCGUUAGCGGGAGAGGUACUGAAAAAGUUGGCUGCCGUAGAUGUUGCUCAUCGCAAGUUUUUCACGAAAGAACUCUCAGAAUUGGCGAGUAGUUUGAGUGCCUCAACUGUCCGUGAGCUGGCAACACUAAGCAGUACACAGAAGAUGAGUCACAGUACAGGUUCCAUGGCAGGUGCUUCAAUUCUCCGUGUUCUGCAAGUGCUUAGCUCACUAACUUCCCCUAUUGAUGAUAGCAAUGCGGGAACCGAAAGGGAAACAGAACAGGAGGAACAAAACAUUAUGCAGAGACUAAACGUGGCAUUAGAGCCCUUGUGGCAGGAACUUAGCCAGUGUAUCAGCAUGACUGAGUUGCAGCUCGAUCAUACUGCAGCUACAUCAAAUGUAAACCCCGGAGAUCAUGUUCUAGGGAUCUCUCCUACGUCCUCUCUCUCUCCAGGAACUCAGAGGCUCCUGCCUCUUAUUGAGGCUUUCUUUGUUCUUUGUGAGAAGAUUCAUACUCCGUCAAUGUUACAGCAGGAUGCAAUUGUGACAGCGGGAGAAGUAAAGGAGUCGUCUGCUCAUGGUUCCUCAUCUAAAACCUGUGUAGAUUCUCAGAAAAAAACUGAUGGCUCUGUUACAUUUUCAAAGUUUGCGGAGAAGCAUAGGCGACUUUUGAAUUCAUUUGUUAGGCAAAAUCCAAGUUUGCUGGAGAAGUCCCUUUCAAUGAUGCUCAAGGCACCAAGGCUGAUUGAUUUUGACAACAAGAAAGCGUACUUCAGGUCAAGAAUAAGGCACCAACAUGAUCAACAUAUUUCUGGGCCAUUGCGUAUUAGUGUCCGCCGAGCUUAUGUGUUGGAAGAUUCAUACAACCAGUUACGCAUGCGCUCCCCACAGGAUCUGAAGGGACGUCUGAAUGUGCAGUUUCAAGGUGAGGAAGGUAUUGAUGCCGGUGGUCUAACCAGAGAAUGGUAUCAGUUAUUGUCGAGAGUUAUAUUUGACAAAGGAGCGUUGCUCUUCACUACUGUUGGAAAUGAUGCCACCUUCCAACCGAAUCCCAAUUCUGUUUACCAAACUGAGCAUCUAUCAUACUUCAAAUUUGUUGGUCGCAUGGUGGCAAAGGCGUUGUUUGAUGGGCAGCUUUUGGAUGUCUAUUUCACUCGUUCCUUCUAUAAACACAUACUUGGUGUGAAGGUGACCUAUCAUGAUAUUGAGGCGGUGGAUCCUGAUUACUACAAGAAUUUGAAGUGGCUAUUAGAGAAUGAUGUGAGCGACAUACUCGACCUCACAUUUAGUAUGGACGCAGAUGAGGAAAAACACAUUCUUUACGAAAAGACCGAGGUGACGGACUACGAGCUGAAACCUGGUGGACGAAACAUACGGGUGACAGAAGAAACAAAACAUGAAUAUGUUGAUCUUGUGGCCGGCCACAUACUUACCAAUGCUAUUCGGCCUCAAAUCAACGCUUUCCUCGAAGGCUUUAAUGAAUUGAUACCUCGUGAGCUAGUAUCAAUUUUCAAUGAUAAAGAGCUUGAGCUCCUAAUCAGCGGGUUGCCUGAGAUUGAUUUUGAUGAUCUAAAAGCUAAUACCGAGUAUACCAGCUACACGGCAGGAUCCCCUGUUAUUCAUUGGUUCUGGGAGGUUGUCAAAGCUUUUAGCAAAGAAGAUAUGGCUAGAUUUCUCCAAUUUGUCACUGGAACAUCAAAGGUACCUUUGGAAGGCUUCAAGGCACUGCAAGGUAUUUCAGGCCCCCAAAGAUUACAAAUCCACAAAGCAUAUGGAGCUCCGGAGCGGCUGCCAUCAGCUCAUACAUGUUUUAACCAACUAGACCUCCCUGAGUAUCAAUCUAAGGAACAACUUCAGGAACGCCUGCUACUUGCAAUUCACGAAGCCAGUGAAGGUUUUGGGUUUGCUUGAAGAAAGCUUGUCGCAACCCGUCACCUUAAGAAUCAGUGAAAACCCAUCAUUCUUUUGACUCCUCUGUACAUAUCUCGAAGAUUUUCAGGCAUAAGGGAGAAAGAGCUUUUGAUUAAGACUGCAGAAUGAAUAGAAAACGCAAGUGGCUAUUUUUGUCUGUCCAUAUUAUGUUAGUAUUAGUCUAUUUAUUAUUAGGGUUUCUCUCUCUCUCCCCUUUAGAUUUUGUAAAUCAAAAAAAUCUUUUUAAAAUAGUUGCAAACUCUCAAAUAUUAGUAGUAGUUGAUA